Schizosaccharomyces osmophilus is the source of this 882-nucleotide messenger RNA. RefSeq names its product recombination mediator Sfr1 (gene sfr1). Gene Ontology annotation, biological process: DNA recombination. The coding region runs from base 1 to 882 and encodes 293 amino acids. Lineage: Eukaryota; Fungi; Ascomycota; Schizosaccharomycetes; Schizosaccharomycetales; Schizosaccharomycetaceae. The record is from RefSeq and is a predicted model, not a curated record. The transcript has a single exon.
AUGGAAAACAAUGACAAUAAUAUAGAUUUAGGAAAUGAGACUGAUUUUAAUCCGUCAGGUCCAGCAAUGACCGAGAAUAAUAGUACACAUUCAGCAGAGGCCCAGAAUUCCAAAACUGAACUUCCUCCUACACCCUCACGAGAUAAUUCUAAACUUAAGCCGACUACGCCAAAUGCCUCACAGGAUAAUUCUGAUUUACCAUCGUUUUCAAACAUAGAGAAACAUACUCCAAAUGCUACAUUAAACCCACCUAACCCAAGAAAGCGUGCUAGGGAAGCAAAAUCCGUCCUAUCAAAACCUUUUAAGAGUCCUCUUAAAUAUCCAGCUACUCCGAAAACAACCCCCGUAACUUCCAGAGUUACUAAUCAUGCGUCUGAUGAAUUGAAAUCAUCCGAUGAAGUUUCAUCUGAUCCCGUUUCAUCUCCUUCUCGUCCUUCCCCAAGAGUAAUUAAAAGGGCUAAAAAGGUUUUCCGCUCCCCAAUAUCAUCUGGUGGUAAAGUUCAAAGUGAUCCUGAAGUUGCUCGUCUUCUAUCGGAGCGUCUAGUACUCGAAAAGGAUGUACGCAACCUUCAGGAACAGUUGACAACUGCUGAAACCGCAAAAAAAGUGGAAUCUAAAAAUGAAGAUAAAGAUUUGGAAGCUUUGGUAUACAAAUGGAGGGGCGUUGCCCAAAGAGCAGCACAGGUUCUGUAUCAGCCUAUGGCAGAGCGCAUCCGUUUAGCUGGCGGAGUCAUGCAAAAAUAUACGAUCCAAGAAGGUGAGGAUCGAGGAGAGGUAGAAGAAACACGAACAGAGUUUACAAUGGGGAUGUUUCUACAUCAAUUUGGUGUGCCUCUUGAUUUAAUUGCCUAUGAUGAAGAGUUCGAAGAUUGGAAGAAUUAA